Iphiclides podalirius (scarce swallowtail) is the source of this 420-nucleotide messenger RNA. The record is from the annotation of a GenBank genome assembly. Lineage: Eukaryota; Metazoa; Arthropoda; Insecta; Lepidoptera; Papilionidae.
AUGAACCAAUCCUUGGAGGAAUCACCGUUGCUGGAUACGUCGUUGACUCGGGACAAAAUGGAGAAGUGGGUGGCCGCGCAAGCCAGAGGGGAGAAGAUCGAGAUCGACGUUUACGGGAAGCCCACCGAACAGCAAUUAAGGGAAUUGGAGAACGUGAGGAACCUGAGUAAAGAGCUACAGGAUAAUUUACAUGAAUUGGAGAACGGUGUUCGUAACGCGGACAGCGAGAACGACGCGAUGAACCCCAUCGCCCCCAUCUUGGACUAUUCGGACGACCACGAGUUCGUCUCCGCCAACCAGCUGGACGACUAUUACGCUGAAGAGGACAAAGCGGACGCGCGGGAAGAGGAGCGCAGGAAACUGACAAAGGAUGGCAGGAUAAGUCUCAAGGCGAGUCGCAUAGCAGAAAAAGUGGUGCUU